Molecule: messenger RNA, 540 nt
Organism: Porites evermanni
Lineage: Eukaryota; Metazoa; Cnidaria; Anthozoa; Scleractinia; Poritidae
Source: the annotation of a GenBank genome assembly
AUGACGAGCUUUGAUUUUAAAACGUGGUGCAGCGACCAUGGACUGAAGCAGAAGACGAUUGACAAGCUAUGGAAAAGCGAUCUGGAUUCCCAAGAAACCUUGAAGUUAGUCCAUGCGGACGACAUUGCCACGUUGGACCUUACCCUUGGACAGAAGAAACUCCUGCUACAUGCUUUAGCAGAACUGAAUAGUGCGGAAAAAAUCCCUAAGGCUGGCGAGACGAAACCAAUCGAAACAACACCUGUCACGACCAAGAAAUUGGCGAGCGAUGGCGGUUUUGAAGAGCUACUGAAAAAGAACGGAAGAGUUUCAUUAAAUGACACGCUUGUCACGUUCGGAGCCACCAAACAGCCAUUGUCCGUGCCCCUCGAGAGGGUUGACAACGACCCGCAGGUGUUCCUUGGAGUACAGGACAAGAAGGCAGGUGAGACUUUGUUAGCAUUGCAGACUACAAUGGAUCCGUUGAGGACGAACAAGAAAUUGGUGGGUCUACAGAUGCACGCUUUAUUCUACCUCUCCCCAGAAGCAAGCCAAAAUUAG